AUGCAACCCGACACCAUUGCCAAUCCUGGUCCUCUUGGUCUCUGUGGUUUCGCACUGACCACCUUUGUCCUCUCUCUUCAUAAUGCCGGCGCUGGUGUUCCUGCCGAUGGUCCUCACGGUGUCGUUACUGGUCUUGCCAUUGGAUAUGGUGGAAUUGCUCAGUUGCUUGCUGGUAUGUGGGAGUUCAAGACCGGAAAUACCUUUGGUGCCACUGCCUUUUCGAGCUAUGGUGCCUUUUGGAUUUCAUUUGGCAUGAUGUUCAUUCCUAGUACCAAUAUCCUGGCCUCUUAUUCUGAUCCUGAUGUUCUCAGACAGUCAUUGGGCUAUUAUCUCUUGGGCUGGACUAUCUUUACUGGAAUCAUGUUGAUCGCCUCCCACCGUUCUUCUGCUGGCCUCGUCUCACUCUUCUUCUUCCUCUUCAUUACCUUUAUUCUCUUGACAGUCGGUAAACUCCAGAACAGUCUCAACUCUCAGAUCGCCGGCGGUGCCUUUGGUAUUGUGACAGCAAUCAUUGCUUGGUACAAUGCCCUGUCAGGUCUCUUGACCAAAGACUCGUCUUACUUCAGCCUCCCCAUCGGUCGUCUCAGAUAA
Messenger RNA from Phycomyces blakesleeanus NRRL 1555(-), 591 nucleotides. RefSeq lists its product as hypothetical. Lineage: Eukaryota; Fungi; Mucoromycota; Mucoromycetes; Mucorales; Phycomycetaceae. Gene Ontology annotation, molecular function: acetate transmembrane transporter activity. The transcript is spliced from 2 exons. The record is from RefSeq and is a predicted model, not a curated record. Gene Ontology annotation, cellular component: plasma membrane. The coding region runs from base 1 to 591 and encodes 196 amino acids.